CUCUUUUAAUGUUGUUAGUGGAGCUUGUUAGCUCUGCUGCUUCUGCAGAGCUACUCUGCUGAAAGAAGACAACACCUUACGUUUCACAAGAGCUGCUGCAUAUCUAAUACAGGAUUUUUCAUCUUCCUCAUAAAAACUGGACCCGUCUGUGAACCAUGCUGAAUAUUCUGUGGCACAAAGUCAGCAACAGAGCUUUUAUCUGAUAACAGUUGACAGAGAUUACCAAUGAAGUGACAGUACUCAACCAUCUGUCAAGAACGAGAGAUGGAAAGAGGAUAGACAAGAACUGCAACUGUGAAAUGGACAAAGAAAUGGAACUUUGGAGUUCAGUGUUCAUAGGGAGAUUCUGAACUACAAAAUUUUUUAUUCUCAUAACUUCCUAUGUAAUCUAAACUUUUCACAAAUUGCAUGGAAUAGAGUGAAAAUAUUUAUAAAAUGCAAUUUAAAUAGGGCUGUAGAAGGGAGUAAGUGAAUAUGGGUAGCUUUGGUUUCUGUACAGGAUAUGAUAUUAAUAGUAUUAUACAUUUCACGUGUAAUGACUUGAUUUUGUAGCCUCCUUUCUCUCCUCCACUGCAGCCCAGCUAUCUACGACCCAAGGUAAUGUCGCAUAACUCUGAGAAUUCUGAGGAAAUCCCUAGAAUCUGUGAAAGAGCUGCAAAAAAAGUUAAUAGAGUGGAAUCCUUCAAGAUAAGAACAGCAAAAUCACAGACAGAGAUGAGAUUGUUGAGAUGGAGAUAGGCAGCAAUUCAAGGAUUCAAGAGGGAAAACAUUAUCAUGAAAAGGAAUAAAAUAUGAAGGGAAAAAUGGAGAUUUGAAAGAUGGCAAUUCAGCCACACCAUGGAUCUAUUCCAGAGCAGUGAAAACUAGCCCUAUCCCACCUCACCAAGAACUUUUUGGCCAGUAAAUUGUUCUUUUAAUUUUUAUUCAGCGUGUUGAUUGUGCUAGCGCAUUGUAGUUUAUUAAUUUGAGCUAACUUUUGUCUGUAGUAACUAUCCAGUAACUGCUGUACAUUUUUAAGUUUAAUUGUCCUGAAGGUUAGUUCAGGACAAGAUGUCAAGCAAUUGCUACAGGAAUUAUCUUGUGGUUGAGCAUAUUAAACAAUUCAGGAAACACAAAAUUAUCAUUUCCUGAUUGUGCGACAGUUCUCUUCUUAUAGGACAAUUCUGAUUGGUAGAGCAGUGGCCAAGUUGGCAGAAUUCCUGUGCAGUUCCUUCUCCAGCAGUGAUUAUCUGGAGAGAAGCUGCUAAAAUGGAAUAUGACUUUCCUGAGUAUCGUAAGUCAGAGCUCAUUCACAGUUGUUCUAACCUAGGGCUCAAUGCCCUAGAAUUGCUAUCCAUCCUGGGGCACUCUCCACCAUUUUAUCUACCUGGAGUAUAUUGGAAAAUCCAAAUCUCCAUCUUUAAAGAAAAAUAAAAGAAAAACUAACAUGUCCUUUUCUCUGAUGAUAAUACACAAAAGCUUUAAACUAUUUGUUUCAGUUUCUUUUUUUCCCCCCUAUUUUUCUUGAUAAACAUUUUGAAAAGUUAAUAUUUCUUGAUACUAUUACAAAAUCUUUACAGAAGAAAAUCUUUAAAAUGAUCUUUAAAAGAUCUUUACAAAUCUUUCCAAAAAAAGAUAAUAGGUCAUCAUGUGACAGUGUUUUGAAUCUGGUUUCAAAAUUAGAUUAACUUUCUGUGUCAGUUAUCUACUCCAAAUUAUAUGUUAAUUGGCUUUUCCCUUUGCUGGCCAGCACUAGAUACAAGAAUACAACACACCAAUGUGAAAUCUGUGAGAUCAGAAUCUCUCAACACAAGUUCUCUCUGGAAGCAUAAGCAGUUGAAACUUCACCAGAAUUCCUGAGACGCAUAAUUUUAAAUGUCUUUGUUUGUUUGUUUGCCGUUACAGAGUAAAUUGAUGAUCAAUUUAUUCAUAAAAUAUUAGACAUUUUAAUGCAUAAAAGGGGGUUAGAUAAAUCAAUUUAGGUAAGUUAAUGUGUGGAAAUAACCCGAGAUAAUUAAUAGUGAGCUUCAGUACAGAAUAAUCUGGGUUUCCCAAAUAUGUGCAGUCAAAAAAUUGCUGUAACAAGAAGAAUGUUACUGACAAGACUUGUGAAUGAUCUGGGAAAACGAUCACUAAGAGAAGGAUUUAACACUUAUUACAGCUUAUUGUUACAGUACAAUCUCUCAUUGCAAUAGUGUGCCCAAGAGAUAUGACUGAAAUCCUGCUUUUGUAUCAUGCUUGAAAAUAGAAUCACAGCCCUAAUUUAACCAUUACGGGUCUCUCAAAGAAAUUUCAAGAGAUCUGAUAGUCAUCUUUCAAAAACCCCAAAAGUUCUUCUGCUCAAAAUUCUAGAUAAUGAUUCAUAAAUAUCAUCCAGAACUUGUAAAAUGGAAAUGGAAAUUCUGUAAAAUUGAAAACUUGUAAAUGGAAAUAGGCUACUGCCUUAGUAAAUAGAGAGCUGAGUAAACCUUGACAAUAUCUAUAAGUAUUUUCACAUAAAAAAAAUAUUUGACAAUGAAGGUCCUGAAAAAAAAAAGUAAUAUCCAAGAAGUAUUGUUCUGUCUUGAAUGAAACAAUUUACGUGAAGGGAAAUGGAGCACAGAAGCAGGUAGCCAACUGAGCUUCCCUGCCCUUGCACACUGGCAUUACUGGGCCUGGUACAACCCAGUGUAGGGUUGGCCCUUUGGGCUGCAAGGGCACACUGCUGGCUCAUGUUCAGCUUGCUGUCAGCCAGAACCCCUGGAUUCCUUUCUGUGGGGCUGCUAUCCCACCUCUUGUCCUCCAGUCGGUACAUAUAUCCAGGACUGCUCUAUCCCAGCUGCAGAAUCCAGCACUUGCUUAAACUUCAUGAUUGCCCGGCCCUCUAAUUUCUUAAGAUCUCUCUGCAAGGCCUCUUUACUCUCAAUGAAGUCAAUAGCUCCUACCAAUUUAGUGUCAUACACUCAGCAUACCUUCAAGUCCUCAAAUCAUUGAUGAAAGCACUGAAGAGAACUGGAUCUAAAAUGGAGCCCUGCAGAACCCCACUAGUAACUGGCCUCCAGCCUCAUGUAACCCCAUUACUUUAACCUUUCAGUACAACCCCUCAGCCAAUUGUUCCCUCAUCACUGUAUGUUUUAUUGAGCUGUAUGCUGGAUAUUUUGCCCGGAAGGAUGUUGUGAGAAACAGUAUCAAAACCUUUGAUGAAAUCCAAAAAGAUUACAUCAACUGGUUUCCCUUGGUAGUUAGGUAAUGAUUUACAGCACAAUGUGAGAUACAAGAGAUUAGAAAAGAGAUUUAGUGAUCUUUUUCUAACCUCAACUUUUGUGCAAUAGUGAUGCUAUAUCAUUGUCAAAGUUGAGAAGCUCUAGAGAAAUAAGCUAAGUAGAUAUAAACUAUGGUAUUGCACAAAGCACGUUGACACACAAGUUAAAAUCUAGAAAUAUUCCCAUUAAUUGCUGUAGAUAGUGGUCUAUACAGAUAUCUCAGGAUGACUGGUCAUCAUCAGGCAAUACUUUUAUUUGCUAACCUUUGGCAUUUUUCUUGACUUACAAUGGCAAAUUACAUUUUCUAAUGUAAUCCUCACUCUGAUAAGUCUUUGUAUUCCAAAAUAUUUUAAAAAGUACACUUUUUUUUUUUUUUUUAAUGUUGAGGUUACAGAUAUACAUGACUAAAAGGGACAAAACCAAUAUUAUCAGAUGAAGCAAGUUUUGUUUGGACAAACUGAUAGAAAACUUGCAGAGAAAUUCUUAUAAAUCGAUUUGUUUUCUAGGACGGGUUUUUUUAUUUAUCUUUUUAUACAUUUCACACAUGUAAAGGUGUUUAACAUAUCUAUUUUACUGUAUACAUUCAAAUAAUAACUGUAACAGUUAUUAGUAGUGCCAUUAAUUUCUUUAAAAUAUUUCAAAUUUCUUUGUUUGUUAUAAUUUUCAGUGAAGUACUGCCAGCUGAUGCUGGUAAAUACUUCACCAAUAAACUUUUCACAAUACAACAAAUGGUCCAUUCCAAUCAGUUUAGAAUCUGAAUGUGCAUUAAAGAAUCAGGAGAAUUCUACCUGAGAAAAUUUCUAGCCUAGUUACUAACAAGACAUAUAUUGUCACAUGCCCGUGAUAACUUCAGGAGUUAUCCUACCAAUGUGUAUGAAUAUCUGAAGGGUGGGUGCAAAGAGGAUGGGACCAGGCUCCUUCCAAUGGUGCCCAGUGGCAGGACAAGAGGCAAUGGGCACAGACCGGAACACAGGAAGAUCCCCCCAAACCUCAGGAGUGCUCUGUGCUGUGGCACAGGUACCUGGGGCUGUGUGUGGGGUCUCCUUUGGAGAUCUUCAGAAGCCGCCCAGACAUGGCCUGGGCACCUGAUCUGGGCUGCCCUGCUGUUGCAGCGGCUGGGCCGCCUGUACUCAAAGGUCUCUGCCAACAUCAGCCACGCUGUGGCUCUGUGAUUUUGUUACUAUGGUAAAAACCUGUUUUCCUUGCAGGUUAUAUUACUCUCUGGAUUAGGAUUAGAAGAAGGGGAAAGAAACAAAACAUUAGCUUACUCCUUUUGCGUUAUUCAGUUUCAUUCUCACUGGGUGCUCAAGAAUGGAUUCAUCUUCAAGUAUUACUGUCACCUGGAACAUUCAGCACCAUAUGUGAUAAGAGAACUAGAAGCAAACAGAACGACUUGCACGGUGAGUGCACGUAUUAUUUUGCAGAGAACUAUCCUAAAUAAAUUUAAAAUGCAUUCUGAAGAUGAAAAGCAGAAGCAUACUGUCGAUGGAAAUACAUAUGAGAUCGCUAACUCCAACCAGGAUCAAGAUCCAGAAGAUGAAAAGAAGGGAAAGAAGAAGAAAGGGGAAAAGCCUCAAAUGGUCAGCCCGUUAGCACUGUUUCGAUACUCCAGCUGCACAGAUAAAUUAUUAAUGAUAUUUGGCUCUCUCUUGGCAAUAGCCCAUGGAACCAGUCUCCCUAUAGCAAUGAUAAUUUUUGGUGAUAUGACUGAUAGCUUUGUUACUUCUGGUAUGACAAAUAUUACAGGAAACUCUUCUGGACUGAAUUCCUCUGCAGACGUUUUUAACAAGCUGGAAGAAGAGAUGACAAGAUAUGCAUACUACUAUUCUGCAAUAGCAGCUGCUGUUCUUGUGGCUGCUUAUAUCCAGACCUCAUUCUGGACACUGGCAGCAGGUCGACAAGUUAAAAAAAUUAGAGAAAAAUUUUUUCACGCAAUUAUGAGACAGGAAAUUGGAUGGUUUGAUGUAAACGAUGCAGGAGAACUUAACACUCGUCUCAUAGAUGAUGUCAGCAAGAUUAAUGAAGGAAUAGGUGAUAAAAUUGGCUUUCUUAUUCAAUCGGAAACGACAUUUUUAACAGGAUUUAUUGUUGGUUUUAUAAGAGGAUGGAAAUUAACCCUCGUAAUUCUUGCAGUCAGUCCUGUCCUAGGACUUUCAGCAGCCCUCUGGGCAAAGAUUCUCACUGCAUUCACUGACAAAGAGCAAGCUGCAUAUGCAAAAGCAGGAGCUGUUGCAGAGGAAGUUCUGAGUGCAGUCCGUACUGUAAUAGCUUUUGGAGGACAAGAAAAGGAAAUUAAAAGAUAUCAUAAAAAUUUAGAAGAUGCUAAGCGCAUUGGAAUAAGAAAGGCUAUUACAUCUAAUAUUUCUAUGGGUGCUGCUUUCUUACUGAUAUAUGCAUCAUAUGCACUGGCCUUCUGGUAUGGAACUACCUUGAUCUUAGCCAAUGAGUACAGUAUUGGCAAUGUUCUUACAGUCUUUUUCUCUGUACUGAUUGGAGCUUUCAGUAUUGGACAGACUGCUCCAAGCAUAGAGGCAUUUGCUAAUGCAAGAGGAGCAGCCUAUGCAAUCUUUAAUAUCAUAGACAAUGAACCUGAAAUUGACAGUUAUUCAGAUGCAGGCCACAAACCAGACCACAUUAAAGGGAAUUUGGAAUUCCAAAAUGUUUUCUUCAAUUACCCAUCCAGACCAGAUGUUGAGAUACUGAAAGGCUUGAAUCUCAAGGUUAAUUGCGGCCAGACAGUAGCCCUGGUUGGUGGCAGCGGCUGUGGGAAAAGUACAACUGUUCAGCUCAUCCAGAGAUUUUACGACCCCAAGGAAGGCACGAUUACCAUUGACGGGCAGGAUCUGAAGAGCCUGAAUGUAAGAUAUCUGCGAGAGAUUAUUGGUGUGGUGAACCAGGAGCCCGUGCUGUUUGCUACAACUAUUGCAGAAAAUAUUCGUUAUGGCCGUGAGGAUGUCACCAUGGAAGAAAUUGAAAGAGCUACCAAGGAAGCUAAUGCUUAUGAUUUCAUCAUGAAGCUCCCCAAGAAGUUUGAAACUGUGGUUGGAGAAAGAGGGGCACAGAUGAGUGGAGGGCAGAAGCAGCGAAUAGCAAUUGCCCGUGCUCUGGUUCGCAAUCCUAAAAUUCUUCUGCUUGAUGAGGCAACGUCAGCUUUGGAUACUGAGAGUGAAUCCGUUGUGCAGGCAGCACUGGACAAGGCAAGAGAAGGACGGACCACAGUUGUAGUAGCUCAUCGUCUAUCAACAGUCCGAAAUGCAGAUCUUAUCGCUGUGUUUGAAAGUGGAGUUAUCACAGAACAAGGAAAUCAUUCUCAACUGAUUGAAAAAAAGGGAAUCUACUAUAAACUUGUUAACAUGCAGACAAUAGAAACUGAAGAUCCAUCAUCAGAAAAAAGUGAAAAUGCAGUCAGUGUCAAAAGAAGUGGAUCUCAAUCAAAUCUGGAUGAAUCCCUAAAAAAAGGAUUGAGAAGAGGAUCAACUAGGAGAAGCAUGAAAAAGCCAGGAGAACCUAAUGAUACUGAUGAGAAAGGUAGUUCACCUGAUGAAGAAUUACCUCCAGUUUCAUUUCUGAAACUUAUGAAGUUGAACAAAAACGAAUGGCCAUACUUUGUAGCUGGAACUUUCUGUGCAAUUGUCAAUGGAGCUUUACAACCUGCAUUUUCAGUCAUAUUCUCAGAAAUUAUAGGGAUUUUUUCAGAAACUGAUCAGAAAGUUUUGAGAGAAAAGAGCAACUUAUAUUCACUGCUGUUUUUAGCACUUGGGAUCAUUUCCUUUUUUACUUUCUUUGUUCAGGGUUUUGCAUUUGGCAAAGCUGGAGAAAUUCUUACAAUGAAGCUUCGAUUCAUGGCAUUUAAAGCAAUGCUGAGACAGGACAUGGCCUGGUUUGAUGAUCCUAAAAAUAGCACUGGAGCACUGACAACAAGACUUGCUAAUGAUGCCUCACAAGUAAAAGGAGCAACUGGUGUCAGAUUGGCAUUAAUUGCCCAAAACAUAGCUAACCUGGGAACUGGAAUUAUUAUAUCUUUAGUUUAUGGCUGGCAGCUGACCCUGUUACUCUUAGCUGUUGUACCAAUCAUUGCAGUGGCAGGAAUGAUUGAAAUGAAGAUGUUGGCUGGGCAUGCAAAAAAAGAUAAAAUAGAGCUGGAAGCUGCAGGAAAGAUUGCCACAGAAGCCAUAGAAAAUAUUCGAACUGUUGCUAGUUUGACUCGGGAAAAAAGAUUUGAGCUCAUGUACGGAGAACAUUUGCUUGUACCAUACAGAAAUUCUGUGAAGAAGGCGCACAUAUUUGGGUUUUGUUUUUCCCUUUCACAAGCAAUGAUGUUUUUUACCUAUGCUGGCUGUUUCCGCUUUGGAGCCUAUCUUGUGGUUAAUGGACACAUAGAGUACAAAACUGUGUUUUUAGUGUUUUCAGCUGUUGUAUUUGGUGCUAUGGCAUUAGGACAAACCAGCUCUUUUGCACCAGACUAUGCCAAAGCCAAGAUAUCAGCAGCCCACUUGUUUGUGCUGUUUAAUAGAGUACCUCCAAUAGACAGUUACCGCGAGGAUGGAGAGAAACCUGAAAAAUUUGGGGGAAACACAAGGAUCAAAGAUGUGAAAUUUAACUAUCCAAACCGACCAGAGGUCAAAAUCCUCCAAGGCUUGAAUCUAGCAGUAGAAAAAGGAGAAACGUUGGCCCUUGUUGGUAGCAGUGGAUGUGGAAAGAGCACUGUUGUUCAGCUACUUGAGAGAUUUUAUGAUCCACUCAGUGGAGAAAUUGUGUUUGAUGACAUUGAUGCAAAGACACUAAAUAUCCAGUGGCUGAGAUCUCACAUCGGUAUCGUCUCACAAGAGCCAAUCCUGUUCGACUUCACCAUCGCUGAAAACAUCGCGUACGGGGACAACAGUCGGGAGGUGUCCCAUGAGGAAAUCAUUAGUGCAGCGAAAGCAGCCAAUAUUCAUUCCUUCAUUGACUCUCUGCCAGAAAAAUACAAUACUCGUGUAGGAGACAAGGGAACACAGCUUUCUGGUGGUCAGAAACAACGUAUUGCUAUUGCUCGAGCUCUUAUACGUAAGCCCCAGAUUCUGCUACUGGAUGAAGCUACAUCUGCCUUGGACACAGAAAGCGAAAAGAUUGUCCAGGAAGCACUGGAUAAAGCCAGAGAAGGUCGCACCUGCAUCGUGAUAGCUCACCGCCUGUCCACCAUCCAGAAUGCUGACAAGAUUGCUGUGAUCCAGAACGGCAAGGUCAUAGAGCAAGGGACUCACCAGCAGCUCCUGGCUGAAAAAGGCUUCUACUACUCGCUGGUCAAUGUUCAAAGUGGGUCAUGCAACAUGUAAAUUAAAGGCAGUACUUCUCUCCGAAGUGUCACUCUAAUUAUUUCAACACUACAUAAUAUUACUGGUCAGUCUUGAUACUUUUUUUCCUCCAAAACAAAAGACUUUUUAUAAAUCCUAUGAAAAUAUGAAAUAACAAUGUACCAGUUUCUCACUUCUAGUUUUCAUUUUUUAAACUACUUUACUUUGUGCCUAAAGUAGAAGCCUAUUACGCCCAUAAAAGUAGAAGCAUGCUAAGCCAAAUUUAAUUCAUACUAGCUGGCUUUGAACUCUAGCAAAAUAAUGCUGUUCAGGCACAUCUGGUAAACAGUAUGUAUAUAUGAUUGUAUGCAUUAAAACCAGCGUUGCUAUUGCUAGGAACAAGCCUUAAGCCUCAUCUUCACAGUGCCUUAUGCUGACUGUGUAGGGACUCAGUUAUGGCCAAUUAGGCUUGUUAUCAACUUAUGAGAAUUUGCAGGCCAACUGGACCUAGAAUCCAGAUGUCUCUUGUGGAGGUUUAUCCUGGGAUUACUGCAAAUAUGGUCUUGGAAAUAUGGGUAUAGGUUAAAAACUAAGGCCCCAGAACUAUUAAAAAGGAUCUCACUCAUGGUCACUUACUCAUUGUGGAAGAAAUGUGACUGUAAAUGCUGGGAAAGACUGCUUUAAAUAUAUUAAAGAAAAGAAGCAGCAGAUAAGAAAUUAUAACUACACAGCAUCAGCUCUGUGGUUUUGUAUAUUAAUUGCUAAUUUAUUAUAUGAAUUUUAAGAGUUACCUGCUUUGAAUAUGGUAUAAUAGGAAUUAAGACUUUGCCAUUAGCAAUGUGUAUUGUUAAUGAAUAUCUCUGAAGUAAAGUUCUAUUUUAAAGUUUAAAA
This is a messenger RNA of Gallus gallus (chicken), 9385 nucleotides long. RefSeq names its product ATP binding cassette subfamily B member 1 (gene ABCB1). The record is from RefSeq and is a predicted model, not a curated record. The transcript is spliced from 30 exons. NCBI's taxonomy places the organism in Eukaryota, Metazoa, Chordata, Aves, Galliformes, Phasianidae. Gene Ontology annotation, molecular function: ATP binding; ABC-type transporter activity; ATP hydrolysis activity. The coding region runs from base 4670 to 8536 and encodes 1288 amino acids. Gene Ontology annotation, biological process: transmembrane transport. Gene Ontology annotation, cellular component: membrane.